GUUACGUCAGCGCCGCCGUGGCUCGUUGCGCAUGCGUGUCGCCCUGCCGUCUUCUGCGCAUGCGCGGUUGGGCGGCGCCCGGCCUCGCGCAGUGAUGUCGCCGCCGGGCCGCGCCGCGCCGGGCCUGCGCUCCGCCAACACGCGCGAGCUGUCCGAGGUCGUGUUCAACAACCGCAGCCCGCGAGCCGUGCUGCCCAUCUGGGUGGACUUCGAGGGCCGGCCGCGGUACUACCCCGUGCUGCGGCCGCGCACCGGGCGGGUCAUGCACAGCUACCGCGCCUCCUACGUGAUCACUGACCAGACGGAGCUGCGGAAGAUCAAAUGCAUGGAGAAGACCGGGAUCAGCAUCACCCGCGAGCUGAUGUGGUGGUGGGGUGUGAGGCUGGCGACCGUGCGGCAGCUGCUGGACCUGCUGCAGGCGCUGCAGCUCUACCGGGCGGCUCAGGUCAUCCUGGACUGGAUAUCACCCUCUAGCAUUAUCACUUCUGAAAAAGAAGAGCUGGUAGAGCCACCUAAACAGGAGAACGUAUCUUUAACUCCCACAGAAAACAAACACAAAGAGAGAGAAAAUGAGAUAAGUUUGCUGCCAUCACCAGAGCCUUCACAGCCAGGAAUAUCACCAGCAUGUAUUUCAGAUGCUGUUUCUGAAGGAACCUUGUAUUCACUUCCUUCUCCACCACCUCCCCCAAGAGACCUUUUGAAAUCCUUACAGUCAAAUCCUUCCGUCUCAUCAAGUGUGAAGCCCUGCAGCUCUUCUACUCCUCAGCAGGAGACGAUGACUGAUCUCCCCAGUGGGAGUCUUUUGUGGACCCAGAAAGAAGUUACUAAUGCCACAGAUGGGUUCAGUAGCAAGAGUAAAAUUUGUGAAGGCACUUUUGCAGAUGUCUACCAAGGUCAGAGGCACAACAUGGUGUAUGUCAUCAAAAGACUGAAAGAGACUGAGUGCACAAGUCCAAAUUCCACCCAGAGAUUUUUUCAUACAGAAGUACAGAUUUGCUUUCGGUGUUGUCAUGUCAACAUUUUGCAGCUGCUGGGAUUCACAGUAGAAUCUGAGUUGCACUGUCUGAUAUAUCCAUACCUGCCUAAUGGAUCACUGCAGAACAAACUUCAGCAUCAAGAUGAUUCUGCUCCACUGGCGUGGGAGACACGGAUUAGCAUUGCUGUGGGACUCAUCCGAGCUGUGGAGUAUUUACACAAUUUUGGAAUUUUUCAUGGGAAUAUCAAGAGCUCUAAUGUCUUGUUGGAUGAAAACUUCACACCGAAGCUUGGGCAUUCAGGUCUGCGACUGUUCUCUGCUGAUAAAAAGUCCGAAUGUACUAUGAUGAAAACCAAAGUCCUGCAAGCUUCUCUUACUUAUCUGCCAGAAGAUUUUGUCAGACACGGGCAGUUAACAGAAAAAAUCGACGUGUUUGGCUGUGGUGUGGUCUUAGCAGAGAUACUGACAGGGAUGAAGGCACUGGAUGAAGGAAGGAGCCCUAUUUAUCUGAAAGAUAUGAUUGCUGAUGAAAUCCAAAUAGCAAAAGAAGCCUCACAUUCCAAAGUCAAGAAUUUGGAAAAGCUGGCUGCCAAGGAAAUCUGCUGUAAAUACCUGGACAAGAAAGCAGGACAUUUGCUGGAAGAGGCUGCUGUUCAUUUUGCCUCAGCCGUCUGCCUUUGUCUGAGGAAGAAGAAUGCUAACAUAGCAGAGGUGCUGGAAAUUAUGGAAACAGCUGAAAAUAAAUUGAGAGAGCACUACAUCUGUGGAGGCAGCACUUCUGGGUUUUCUAUGAAUACUCCAGAAGAAACUGAUGAUGAGACAACCAACCUCAGCAUGGACACCCCUUCUGCAGGGCAGAACAAGGAGGACAGUGCCCAGCCGAUACUCCUGGCAAGUGCUGCUCAGUGCACACCUUCAGUAGCAGCUGUGUCACCUGACACUUACUGCGAACAGACGUCACGGGUCCCUUGUGAAUCAGAUGAAUCGACGAGUUUCAUCUGGAACCCCGAUGAAGAAAAAUCUACAGAUGAGCUAUUCAGCAACAACUGCAACAAUUCAGAAAACAUUGCGAGCUCUGACUGCAGGAUAAAGGAGAAAACAAAAGCAAAUGUGCUCCGGGAAAGAAACGUAGUGUGCGUCAGAAGCGAUGACAACUUGGAAAUGGCUGCUACUGCACAAAGCACAUCCCAACCAAAAGAUGCAGAGCUGGACUCCACAUGUUCAUCCCAAGCAUUAGCCAGAGAGGCAUCCUGGAAUAUAAAAAUAAAUGACCAAAAAAAGAAGCUAAUGGAAAAUAUUCUGCUGUACGAAGAAGACAAAUUAAGCAGUUCUGAACUUUUUGAUUCUUAAACUGGAUGGAUUUAUAAGCUCUGACCAAUUUAUAAGAAGAAAUCAUGACUGAUUCUUUAUUAGAAAGAUGGUAAACCUCUGCUGUGAGGCCGAGUAGCAGAUGUGGAUCAGAAACGUUACCCUUCUCUGAAGAAAACAAAAGUGGUGGCACUGAGAAGAAAUGGGAAAUAUCUUUCCUAAAACAGGCAGAGGCACGGUGCAGAAAUGCCUUCUUUCUUCUCCUCUGCACUGUAAACAGAUUUAAGGUCCUUUUCUUGUGUACUUCCAAAAGUAUCUGCAGAUAACGUGCCUUAUUAAAAUACCCCAGUCCUAGAAUCACAAAGCAAACAUCAAUCCACAAUUGGCUGCAAUACCUUUUAUUGUCAUUGCACUGUAUAUGAGGAAAUAAAUCUCUGAAGAGAUUGGAGAAGGUUUCAGUUUCCAAAUGAUCUAUUUCAUAUACACUUCAUCAGACAGUUGAAAUUCGAUAGGUUGUAUUUAUUUUGGCAAUGGGUAGAACAGUCAAAGAAGAGCCAGAUGGGCCUGCUCAUGUAGCUGUGCUCCUCACUAAGCCAGCUGUUUUAUUCUUACCUUUGUUCCGUGUUAAUCUUAAACGUAUUCUGAGGUAUGGAGCCUUACCAGAUGUUUAUUAAGUGUAAUGUAACAUAGCUAAUAUUCUGCAUAGUCUUGCAAUAAUGGUAUUCUUCCUUUGGCUAUUCAAUAUAAUACAUUUUAAUCUCAACCUGUCAAAUUUACACUUUAUUAAUAAACUUGAGCAUAAAAAACAACAAAA
This is a messenger RNA of Coturnix japonica (Japanese quail), 3098 nucleotides long. NCBI's taxonomy places the organism in Eukaryota, Metazoa, Chordata, Aves, Galliformes, Phasianidae. The record is from RefSeq and is a predicted model, not a curated record.